Homalodisca vitripennis (glassy-winged sharpshooter) is the source of this 2035-nucleotide messenger RNA. Its product is annotated as cathepsin L-like proteinase. Bases 266 to 1915 code for a protein of 549 amino acids. Gene Ontology annotation, cellular component: lysosome. Gene Ontology annotation, biological process: immune response. Gene Ontology annotation, molecular function: cysteine-type endopeptidase activity. The record is from RefSeq and is a predicted model, not a curated record. NCBI's taxonomy places the organism in Eukaryota, Metazoa, Arthropoda, Insecta, Hemiptera, Cicadellidae. The transcript is spliced from 11 exons.
AGGAGAUAUAUAUGAAGUAACCACAAUCCACACUUAAUCAAUUGUACAAUCCAUACCAACCACAGACCAAAUGAGGAAAAGGACUAACCAACCACUGAUCGUAUAAAUAUAACUGCUUAUCUAGUGAUCUGCUUUUGUUUCAGUCCAAUCUGCCCAGAUAUGUGAUUAUAGUUUGUAAUUUUUGUGUUACUUAUAUUUUGUGAUUUAUAAAUGAAUAUCCAACUGAGUGGUUUCCUUUAGUCUUAUUUUGCUGGUUACGCUUCAAAUGUUUAUGAGAAAUCCCAAUAUGUGGCUCUGCUUAUUUUUAAUGUUUGCCUCUCUUAGGGCUCGUCUAAUAUCAGAUGAUGUUUCAGCUGAUGAUGUCGAUGUUGAGGAUGUACCCAAGUGGCCGUCAGCAUACAUUGUGAGAGGAAUGCUCCAGAUCCCGUAUGCUGAGAUAUCUGAACCGUUUGAAGCUUGGUAUGACAAUAGCCAGGGCUCAAGUAGGAUAGACUAUUAUAAUGGCACGGUGAAGACUUAUCAACUCAGCAAAGAUGGCAAGUUUGGUACCUACUACAAGUUGGAACCAGUGCUCACUACCAUCAGAUGCUUUAAAACCGAAGGCACCUUACACAAGAAAGUCCUGCCUCAGAGUAUUCUACCUGACAUGACAGGUUAUAAAUUCAAGGAGGAAGCAGAAAUGAGAGGUGUGAAGGCAGAGAAGUGGGAGCGAGUGUCAGUGUCCGAUACUGUAUUCACUGUCUAUCUCUUUUGGAAGAAGGAAGCAAGCACCAAAGUUAUCAUACCAUUACGUUAUGAACAGAAAGGGACAGACCAUCAUUACAUGGACUUUGAAUACUUUUCAGCUACUGCUCCGACUCCUGCAAUAUUUCAAGUCGAAGACAAGACAUCAUGUAAAUCGAUGAAUGAGACAGAACUUGGUGGGGUAGAGGAACAGCUUGUGUACAGCUUUAACCCUAUACAAGAGUUUGUGGAUGAGAAUAUGGACCAUGUGAACAAUGCUUGGCUCAACUAUAAACAGGAGUUCAAUAAAAUGUACAGCCCAGAAGAGGACAUCCAGCGGAAAAAUAUCUUUAGACAAAAAAUGAGAUUUAUAACAUCCACAAACCGAGCCAAUCUGAGUUACUCAUUGGGCGUGAACCAUCUUGUGGACUACACUCCUGAAGAGCUCAAGGCACUCACUGCUUGCUCGUUCAGCAGUGGCUUCUUUGAUGGCGAUGUACCAUUUGAGGAAAUUGGCAAUGAGACAUCGGAUGGUUUAUCAGUACCUGGUUUUUGGGACUGGCGAAACAGAGGAGCUGUCACACCAGUCAAAGAUCAGGGCAACUGUGGCUCUUGUUGGAGUUUCAGUAGUACCGGAGCUAUUGAAGGGGGCUACUUUGUAAAGACCAGACGUCUAGUUACCCUAUCUGAGCAGGUUUUGAUGGAUUGUUCGUGGAACUACGGAAACAGAGGUUGUAAUGGAGGGUACAUGGAGGGUGCCUUCAAGUGGGUCAUGAGGAAUAGAGGCAUUCCCUUGUCCCGAGCUUAUGGACCGUACCUUGGAAGGCAAAACUACUGUCAUAUGAAGAAGGGGAUGCCAGAAGUGAGGAUCAGAACCUAUGGUCAUGUCAAAAAGCUGUGCCCCAUCUGUCUCAAAAAGGCUUUGAUAAAGUAUGGCCCCGUCGCCAUCGGCAUGCACGCUAAUAACGCCUUCUUGUACUACAAGCGAGGAGUCUUCAAUGACAAUAGAUGCCCCAAAAAUAAAAUGAACCAUGCUAUUUUGCUUGUUGGAUAUGGCAAACUCUUUGGGAGAGAUUACUGGUUGAUCAAGAACUCUUGGAGCAAUCUAUGGGGUAUUGGUGGUUACGCCCUCAUGGCUAUUAACGGGAACAUUUGUGGGGUCAUGCAAGAUCCUAUGGUUGUCCUGUUUUAGUUUUUAAACUUAACUCAUUUAAAUUUUCAUUGUUAGUCUUAACAUUUUAGGUUUUAUAGAUUAUGUAUUAAAGAAUAUUAAUUUAGUGAGUUGUAUCAUGCAAUAAAUAUGUGGGUCAUA